Molecule: messenger RNA, 531 nt
Organism: Macrosiphum euphorbiae (potato aphid)
Lineage: Eukaryota; Metazoa; Arthropoda; Insecta; Hemiptera; Aphididae
Source: the annotation of a GenBank genome assembly
AUGUUUCCAGAAGGAUCAUUGUCCAAAAUCGCAUCCAUGGCCAAUGUCGAUGUUUUAGAUAUUCAACGCCAGUUGAUAGAAUUUGCUCAAAAUUACGAGGCCAUAGCAAAUAUAGAUGCUAGUAUUCUGUAUCAAGAUUGUAACGAUGAAUUUUUCGAAGAAGAAAAUGAAAACCACACAGAUAUGGAAGAUGAUUUAAAAUGUGCAUUAUCCGAAAAAAAUCGUUGUAAAUCGUGUAUUUCAUGUGCAUUCCUAUAUGUAUACACAUUAGUGACUCAUACACCAAAUUACAAUGAUUUAUAUACGGUAUAUAAGGUAAUAUUAAGUUUAGCUUUUACUCAAGUAAGUUGUGAAAGGAGUUUUUCAAUACUUAAAACUAUAAAAACUAGACUUAGGUCAACUCUUUCUAACCACAAAUUAGAAGCAUUCAUGUUUAUGAACCUUGAACGUGGCAUGAUUGUACCUCAUGAUAUUAUAAUUGAUCGAUUAUGUGCCACUUCCACUGAAAUGAAAAGGAUGCUGAUUGGGUAA